Stomoxys calcitrans (stable fly) is the source of this 3408-nucleotide messenger RNA. It is a transcript of the gene Loxl1, whose product is annotated as protein-lysine 6-oxidase. Gene Ontology annotation, cellular component: membrane. Gene Ontology annotation, biological process: peptidyl-lysine oxidation. The transcript is spliced from 4 exons. Gene Ontology annotation, molecular function: copper ion binding; protein-lysine 6-oxidase activity. The record is from RefSeq and is a predicted model, not a curated record. NCBI's taxonomy places the organism in Eukaryota, Metazoa, Arthropoda, Insecta, Diptera, Muscidae. The coding region runs from base 2176 to 3306 and encodes 376 amino acids.
UGAAGACUGUAGCGUGAUUUCAACAGACAGACGGACGGACAUGGCUAGAUCGUCUUAGAUUUUUACGCUGAUCAAGAAUAUAUAUAGGGUCGGAAUUGGAUAUAUCGAUGUGUUGCAAACGGAAUGAUAAAAUGAAUAUACCCCCAUCCUUCGGUGGUGGGUAUAAAAAAGUAACCUCGAAAAGAAACUCUAUGUUAGGAAUUUCGUGCUACUUACAAAAACCUUUAUUGUUUUCCAUGCCACUCCCCUAGGUUGGUUCAUGUCUGGUAUAGUGUCCCCACCUAAGUGCCGGUGUCAGUUAGCCGCGAAUGACGGGAAAUGAUAAAGGAAAUGCUCCAACGUUCAAUCAUCUUUCCCGCAUGCCCUACACAUGCUAUCACUUGCCGCACUGAUUUUUCAUAAGUGAGCUAGUAGUCCUAUGUGUCCCGUCAUGAUACCAAUAGCUAUACUGACCUACUUCUUACUUCCUUUCAGUAAUAGCCUCGUCUUCUCACUAACUGGAUCCCCCCAUAGGAUUUUCGCCGUCCUACGAUUGCUUCGCUGUUUCACAGGGUUGCAUGCGCCAAGUUUAUUGACGGCAGUCCUCUGGCCUCCACCGCCAAUUAGUCUGCUCUUUCGUUGGUGCGUUAAAUUGGCCCACCUUCGUCUUCGUCUCGUGAACAGGCAUAUUUCGGUCUUCUCUGGGUUAACAUUGAGACCUCUGGGUUUAGCCCAGUCAUAUGCCAUAUGCCAGGCCCUUUCGAUCUUUCUGCAUAGCCGGUGAACGGAGAAGGGUAAAAUUAAAAAAAUUGCUGAAAAUGAUUGAUGUCUUGGCAAAUAUACGAAAAGUUUUAUCAAAUAUGAAAUCGUAGCAGGGUGGAACAAAAAGUAUUACAAAAUUUCUAUAAUUGGUACCAUUUAGUACAUUCUUUAUAGAUUGAGCUGCAGAUCUGAAAUUUGGGAUACAGGCAUAUUUCGGCAGUAUGUACCAGACGACAAGAAGAUUUUCUUGAUAUUCGCACAUUUUGGUACUAAAACGCGCAAGAUGGCACCUUCUUUACGGAUUGAGCAAAAAUUGCAAAUUUUGCCCAUGAACAUUCCACUCAGGAUCAGGGGCAAACUUCUCACAUAUCAAUGAGUGCAGUCCGAUCAAGUUUAAGCUCAAAGAUAAGGGGCCUCCUUUCUAUAGUCGAGUCCGAACGGUGUGCCGCAGUGCGACACCUCUUUGGAGAGAAGUUUUACAUGGCAUUUAUUUAUUAACUCACAAAUUUUACCGGCAUAAGGAGGGGAAAACCACCGAUGAAUUUUUUUUUCUGAUGGUGUCGCCAGGAUGCCAGGAACCCAGGCGUUCAGCGUCAUAGGCGGUCAUGCUAACCUCUGCGCUACGGUGGCCUCCAUUAAAGAAUAUUACCCUUAAAUUUUGUCUCUAGAAAAAUAUUAAAAUUUUUUCAAAAAAAAAUUUGUUUUUAAUAGGAAUUUCAUUACAAUUUUGCCCUCCAGAAAAUAAAAUUUAAGGCGAUCCUGGCCUGAGCAAAUUGUUGGCUUUGUAAAAUAUUAUAAAUAUGAAAUUUUGUCAUUAUAAAGAAAAUAUUAAUGAAAUUUUUGUUUAGAAUAAAUUUAAUUUAGAUUUUUUCUCUAUACAAAACGAGCCCCCACCCCCUGGCUGCGUCCCUGGCUUUAUAUUAACCGGUCUCUCGAAACUUUAAUUUUUGUUCUGGUUUGAUAAAAGUUUUGGUAAAUUGCUGCCGGUAAAAACUCUCAUAUUCCUAUUCGAAGUUUCGAAUAGAAUUAAUCGAUUACGGAUACCAUAAACCAAAAAAUGCGAAACUUGAUCGUAAUAAGUCGAUUGCGGAUGCAAGAAUUAGGUCCCAGCUCCGGGGUUUUCUUUGACCCUGGACACAUGCAUCAAAAGCAAACGAAGGAUACACUCUAGGAAGUGGAUAUGAAUCCUAUGGCGGAGAGUAAUAGAAAUUCCCAGGCAAGAAACAUUAAAAAAGUCCCCUAUAAUGUAUCUUCCAGGAAAUUUGCCAAUUGAAUACAUUAACCAGGCCUAUCAUUUGUUCACAGAUAACGAAUGAAUGAAUGGCUUCAUUGAAAACAGACAAAAGAUCAAGACACCUGUGAAGUGCUGACCCAAAAAGCGAUGGAACAAAAGCUGCAACACAUUAAAUUCGAAUAAAACUCUAUUUUCAGACAAUGAGUUGCUUAGUCAAAUUUUUAGCUUACUCAUUUAAAGUUAAAAUGUUGGUCUUGUACGUUGUACUUAUUUUUAAAGUUUUCCUUCAAAUCAAUGCUGAUAUGAAACAACCUUUGACGGUUUCGACAAACUUCCAAAACAUGUUGGUGCGUUUAAGUAACGUUGGACCUAAUCAAACUCCCGUGCCAAAUACCAGUGAGGGGCGUGUGGAAAUCAGCACUGACUUUGGUCGCACUUGGGGCACCAUAUGUGCCACACAUUGGAGUUUUCGGGAGGCCAAUGUAGUCUGCCGCCAACUGAAUUUGGGCUUUGCCAGCUCUACCAAUCAAACUACCCAGUACGGCAAUAGCAGCGUCCAUCCCUGGGGCAUAGUGGGCACACUGUGUCGAGGCAACGAAAAACUUCUAAGGGACUGUGUCCGUGAGGCCACUUAUCCCGGAGCUUGUAAUGCGAACAAUAAAAAUGUGGCCAUAGUUAAAUGUGUGGAUAAAGUGCCAGAUUUAAAAUUGAUUGGAGAAGAAAUUCAGAGAUCAUUGUUUUUGGAUAGCAGACCAUUGUUUAGUUUAAAAUGUGCGCUGGAGGAGAAGUGUUUAUCGAAAGAUGCCUAUGAACUGGCACGUACACAGCCCAGCUCUAAGCGGAAACUACUCAGAUUCAAUACGAAAGCAGAGAAUGUAGGUCGAGCCGAUUUCAGUCCCUAUGCCAACUACAAUCAAUGGCAGUGGCAUCAGUGCCAUUUGCAUUAUCACAGCAUGGAGGAAUUUGCCAGCUUUGAUAUCUUCGAUAUGCGCUAUCGCAAAGUUGCUGAGGGUCACAAGGCCUCUUUCUGCCUCAUGGAUAUUUCAUGCAAAGCCGGUAUAACCCCAAAACACACUUGUGGCAAUAGGCAACAAGGUAUUUCAGCAGGCUGUGCGGACGUUUAUUCCGCCUAUUUGGACUGUCAAUGGGUGGAUGUUACAAAUUUACCCAUUAAUCGCACCUAUAUUCUUCGGGUAGCUAUAAAUCCCAAUUAUUCCAUUGGAGAGGAAUCCUAUGAAAAUAAUAGUGUCGAAUGUCUGUUGGACUAUACCGGAGAAAGAAAUUCUACAAGGGUCAGAAAUUGCAAUGCUGUGGCAUUGUGGUAUUCCUAGUGAAAAAUGUGGAAAUUUUGUUUUGUAUAUUAGAAGUAGUCAUUAAAUAUAUCAUCAAUGGCCAAAAAGGAUUUUUAUUUCGAGCUAGUUAUAGCUCGAUCA